AAGCAGCAAUGCUGGGAAGCAAGGUGUCUGGGUGUUUGAGAUUGGUAGCUCAUCUGACAGUAUUGUGCCUGCCAAGAUCAGCAAUGUUUUGGAGAGCCUGGAGUCCAAUGAAGAAGACCAGGAGAUGACUUCAAAACCAUUUAUGUCAGACUAUGGCUCCACUGAAAUAACACAGCAGUAUAUCACAAGUAGUACAGACAGCACUGAAGAGGAUCAGCACCAUGUUACAUACAGUGUUCCUCAGCUAGCUGCAGGAGACUUUCUGACUUCAUACCAAGAUGUAACAGGAACACCUUCAACUGAGUCUUUUUACAGUCCUCAAGAUUUCCCAACAGCAAAAGCUCCACCUCGUCCAUUUCAGGUCCAGCAGUUCCCCCCACAGCAACCUCAAGUGAUAGAUGUGGAAGAAUUUGAUGAAACUGGAAUAGUGUUUCGUUACCACACAGAUGUCCAACAGACCUGCGCUAACAACCGUCACCAGUGCUCUGUUCAUGCUAUUUGCAAAGAUUAUCCCAAUGGAUUUUGUUGCAGUUGUAUUGCUGGUUACAAAGGCAAUGGCAGACAAUGUGUAGCAGAAGGUUCUCCUCAAAGAGUCAAUGGGAAGGUCAAAGGAAGAAUCUUUGUAGGGAAUAAUCCUGUUCCAAUUACAUUUGAGAACACUGAUCUCCAUUCCUAUGUUGUGAUGAACCAAGGGCGUGCCUACACUGCUAUCAGCACAAUCCCAGAGACUCUGGGGUAUUCUUUACUGCCUCUUGCCUCUAUUGGAGGUAUCAUUGGAUGGAUGUUUGCUGUGGAACAGCAAGGAUAUAAAAAUGGAUUCAGCAUUACUGGUGGUGAGUUUACACGGCAAACCGAAGUAACUUUUCUUGGCAACAAUGAGAAGCUGGUUGUAAAGCAGAAAUUCAGUGGCAUUGAUGAGCAUGGUCACCUUACCAUCAGCACAGAAAUGGAGGGCAGGAUACCUGAGAUCCCAUCUGGCUCAUCAGUCCAUAUAGAACCAUACACUGAACUCUAUCACACUUCCAGUUCUGUGAUCACUUCAUCAUCCACAAGGGAGUACACAGUGACAGAGCCAGAAAGGGAUGGAGCCGCUCCCACGUACACACGUGCCUAUCAGUGGCGACAGACCAUCUCGUUUGAUGAAUGCAUUCAUGAUGAUUCUCACCAUUCUGUUCCUGCUACUCAGCAGCUCUCAGUGGACAGUGUCUUUGUCCUGUAUAACAGAGAUGAGCAGAUUCUGCGAUAUGCUAUGAGCAAUUCCAUUGGCCCAAUCAGUG
Acanthisitta chloris (rifleman) is the source of this 1277-nucleotide messenger RNA. Its product is annotated as nidogen-1-like. The record is from RefSeq and is a predicted model, not a curated record. Lineage: Eukaryota; Metazoa; Chordata; Aves; Passeriformes; Acanthisittidae. The annotation marks the transcript as partial. Gene Ontology annotation, biological process: cell-matrix adhesion. The transcript has 5 exons.